AUGACACAACGCAACGGCAAAAAAAGCAAUCGGAGGCCACAGAAUCGCAAUCGACGACGAGCAGGGUCUUCAGGCUUUGAACAUGAAGAGGACAGCGACAUGAUUUCCAAUAUCGACUUGAUCGAACCACUGCAAUCUACAUUGUCGUUCCUUCCUGCACGACCAGCCAAGGUUACCAAACGUAGCCACGACACACCAAUGAAGACGUUCCCAAUGGGUGGUGUCCCUGUCGAAUUCCCAUUCCAGCCUUACCCGGCGCAACUGCAAAUGAUGGUCAAGAUCAUCCAAGCACUCAAAAAGAAGCAGAAUGCGUUACUGGAAAGUCCAACAGGCUCGGGAAAAUCAUUGGCUAUUUUAUGCGCAGCAUUGGCAUGGCGAGAAUACGAGAAAGAAAAGCUGAGGAUCGAGGAUGAGAAACAACGAUUGGAAGAUGCAAAAUUGAUUCAAGACACAUUGGCUUCCAUACAAUCAGCACCUCCACCACCUUCAUCAACAGCACAAGAAGCGAUUGUUAUCAGUGAUGAUGAGGAAAUCAGUCAACCAACAAUAUCAUUGGAUACCGACAUGGAUCAUCAUGAAUCAUCCGGAGGCACGAAACGACAACAGCCAUCCCCUUCUUCAUCACCCUCACCAUCCGACGAUCAUGACCAAGAUGAUGAUUUUCGACCUGUAAAGAUACCACGGGUGAUACAACAACAGCUACACCAGCAACAAGCAAAAAAAGAACCUGAUGAAUCACAACCUAUUCAGCUCGAGGAUGGAGAGGAGCUACAUGAAUUCCUGAAAAGAGUCGAAGAGCACAAUAAAUCCAGGCCAAAGCAACGCAUCCCCAAGAUCUUUGUUGGAAGUCGAACUCACAAACAAUUGGCACAGCUUGUGGGUGAAUUGAAAGGAAAUACAAGAUAUAGGCCAAAAAUGUCCAUCCUUGGAAGCCGUGAACAAUAUUGCAUUCACAAGACGGUGGCCAAGUCAUACGACAAGAAUGAGGAAUGCCGGUUGCUUUUGGAUGCCAAUGCAUGUCGAUUUGCAAACAACGUGAACAAGGUUGUCAGCCAUCCCAAGGUACGCCCUGGUGGUGAUCUGGAAAUUUGGGAUAUCGAGGAUUUGAUUGAGCUGGGUCGAGCAAAAGAAGGAUGCCCGUACUUUUCUUCACGAACAAUGGCGGAAUCUGCCGAUCUUAUCUUUUGCCCAUACAACUAUAUCCUCGAGCCAUCUAUCAGAAAAGCUAUGAAUAUCAAUUUGGAAGGAAGCAUUGUUAUCCUUGAUGAAGCACACAACAUUGAAGAUGCGGCACGCUCGGCAGCGUCUUUUGAAGCAACCGACACCGACUUGAGGAUUCUGAUGAAGGAGUUCAAAUGGGUGCUGCGUGAUCGCAAGGUCAAGGCCAAUGUUGGGCUUUGUGCAGCUUAUGAGGCACUUUCAGUGAUGGCAGGCACCCUAGAAGACUUUAUUCAAAGACCAGAGGAGUACAAUUUAAAGCGUGACAAUUACGAGGAACACAUUUACGUCUGGUCGGGUCAAAAGAUGCUGCAGGCUUUGGAAAAAGGAAAAGUGGGCGAAACACAUCACAACAUGGUUCUCAAGGAAGCUUUUGCGCUCGUUUACGAACAUGUGGAGGAGGUCUUUAAGAAUGAGAGUGAGCGGGCAAAGGAACCAGAAGAAGACGAGCAGCAAGAAGAUGAAAAAGAAGAAGAAGAGGUGAAAAGCCAAAAAUGCCUCACGUUGAAAUCUCUAAGAGUGUUGGAAGGCUUGUUCUUGGUUCUUGGUUAUAUAUACAAAGAGGGUCGUGAUUUUCGAAACGACUACACUAUGGCAAUCAUUGAACGGAUUAGCCGCAAUGCACCUAUUACUCCUCGCACAGAUGCUCCAUGGACGGCAAAACUUGCAUUUUGGUGCCAGAAUCCCGGCGUCUCGUUUCAUGAAAUCGCUGAACAGGUGCAUUCUGUCGUUCUUACAAGCGGCACACUCUCUCCUCUAAAUACGUUCGCUUCCGAAUUACAAACCGAGUUCCCUAUCCGCCUUGAAGCCAACCAUGUCAUUGACAAGUCUCAAGUAUGGAUUUCUUCUGUUCCUACUGGACCUGGCCAAGUGAAUCUCUAUGGCACAUGGAAUCAAGUAUCCCAAUUUUCAUAUCAAGAUUCAGUGGGACAAGCGAUAUGUGAGAUUGCUGAGACUAUUCCAUACGGCGUUCUUUGCUUCGUUCCUUCUUAUCAGACCAUGGAUAAGCUUAUCGAUCGGUGGAGGAUUACUGGCAUUUACGAGCGCAUGGAGAGACGCAAACAUAUCAUUUGUGAACCUCCUGGACGAGGGAACAAGAAAGCAUUUGAGAUGCUGCUUAGCCAAUACUACAGUUGCAUUAGCCAAGUUGAAGGCUUACGAGAACUACCGGAAGAAGGCAAGAAUGGUGCGCUCAUGUUUGCUGUUUAUCGAGGAAAAGUCAGCGAAGGCAUCGACUUUACCGACAACAAUUGCCGUGCCGUUGUCACACUUGGCAUUCCCUUUCCAAACUUCAAGGAUCUUCAAAUAGAGCUUAAACGGGAUUACAAUAAUGCACGAUACAAGAAAGGUGACCAAGUGCUUGACGGCACAGAAUGGUACAACACCCAAGCUUAUCGAGCCAUCAAUCAGGCGCUGGGACGCUGUAUUCGGCAUCGAAAGGAUUGGGGUGCUGUCAUUUUGCUCGAGCAAAGGUUUACUUAUACACGCAAUGUCUCACAACUGUCAAAAUGGGUGCGACCUUUAUGUCAGACGUAUGGAAACUAUACCAAUGCACUUGCUGGGCUGCGGAAUUUUGCGAUGCAGCAGAUGGAGAAUGAUCGACUAGAAAAGUUAGCCAAGGAAGAAAAAGAAGACGCUGCUAUCCUUAUCGAGUAUGAGCAACAGCAAGGGCUGAUCGAUUAUGAAUCACAGCAACAACAGCACACCUCCACCACUACCACCACAACGAUGACAACAACAACAACGUCAACAACGAGUGACAAGGUCGAGUGA
Messenger RNA from Lichtheimia ornata, 2991 nucleotides. RefSeq lists its product as uncharacterized. The coding region runs from base 1 to 2991 and encodes 996 amino acids. Lineage: Eukaryota; Fungi; Mucoromycota; Mucoromycetes; Mucorales; Lichtheimiaceae. The record is from RefSeq and is a predicted model, not a curated record. Gene Ontology annotation, molecular function: DNA binding; ATP binding; hydrolase activity, acting on acid anhydrides, in phosphorus-containing anhydrides. The transcript is spliced from 28 exons. Gene Ontology annotation, biological process: double-strand break repair involved in meiotic recombination; nucleotide-excision repair. Gene Ontology annotation, cellular component: nucleus.